AUGAUCUAUCCCCAAGGCAUAAUCUCUCUCUCUCUCUCUCUCUCUCUCACUAUUUUUCUCUUUAUUUUCUCUAUCUAUAUCGCCUACUUUUUCUUUUUUACUUUCUUUUUUCUCUCUCAACUGUCACUUUCACAAUUCUCUCUCUCUCUUUUUACUUUCCUUUUCUCUCUCAACUGUCAUUAUCACAAUUCUCUGCCUCUCUUUUUUACUUUCUUUUUCUCUCUCAACUUUCACUAUCACAAUUCUCUCUCUCGCUUUUUUUACUUUUCUUUUCUCUCCCAAAUGUCACUCUUACAAUUCUCUCUCUCCCUUUUUUACUCUCCGUUUCUCUCUGAACUGUCACUAUCACAAUUCUCUCUCUCUCUCUCUCUUUUAAUUUCUUUUUCUUUCUCAACUGACACUAUCACAAUUCUCUCUCUGUCUCUCUCUCUUUUUUACUUUCCUUUUCUCUCUCAACUGUCACUAUCACAAUUCUCUCUCUCUUUUUUACUUUCCUUUUCUCUCUCAACUGUCACUAUCACAAUUCUCUCUCUCUCUUUUUUUUACUUUCCUUUUCUCUCUCAACUGUCACUGCCACAAUUCUCUCUCUCUCUCUCUCUUUUAAUUUCUUUUUCUCUCUCAACUGUCACUAUCACAAUUCUCUCUCUCUCUCUCUUUUACUUUCCUUUUCUCUCUCAAAUGUCACUAUCACAAUUCUCUCUCUCCCUUUUUUACUUUACUUUUCUCUCUCAACUGUCAUUAUCACAAUUCUCUGCCUCUCUUUUUUAA
Acanthosepion pharaonis is the source of this 768-nucleotide messenger RNA. Lineage: Eukaryota; Metazoa; Mollusca; Cephalopoda; Sepiida; Sepiidae. The record is from the annotation of a GenBank genome assembly.